Messenger RNA from Girardinichthys multiradiatus, 1890 nucleotides. It is a transcript of the gene lamp1b, whose product is annotated as lysosomal associated membrane protein 1b. Bases 309 to 1070 code for a protein of 253 amino acids. Gene Ontology annotation, cellular component: membrane. Lineage: Eukaryota; Metazoa; Chordata; Actinopteri; Cyprinodontiformes; Goodeidae. The record is from RefSeq and is a predicted model, not a curated record. The transcript is spliced from 6 exons.
UCUCGGGGUUUCUUAACCGAGAGUCACGUGACCCUGAUGUCGGCGUUAGCAGUGGUGAUAAAGUGUCAAAUGCGUGCAUAUUGACCUCCAAGCCUUUAAAUACAGACUAAAAGAAAACCGAGACCGGUAAAGGCGGACUUUAUUGGGCGUUUACCCAAAGUAACAGUCCUUUACGAGUCUUUUACCUUCGUUUGGUUUGUUUUGUUUUUCUUCUUUGUGACGCCAACGUUAGCCUAGCUAAAACGGCUCGGCUAACCGUAGCUAACUAGCUGUUUGUUGUUGCUGUGAUUUUAUCCCGGAGAAGAGACAUGAUCCCUGCUGGCGGACAGUCAUGGGGAGCGACGGGAGUGAUGUUACCCCUCAUUUUAGCUGCUGUCCUGCAUCAGAGUUUUGCCAGCGUUGUCCUGACGACGCCCGCCCAAACCACCGCUGCACCGCACAAAGACCCCGGGCGCCCCGAAAGGGGAACGUACCACGUGGCCAACGGCAACAACACAGUCUGUUUACUGGCUUACAUGGGCCUCCAGCUCAACAUCACCUACAACUCCACCUCCCAGAACAAGAUUGUGCAGGAGGUUGUGAACAUUAAGCCUAAUGUGACGCUGGCUUCAGGCUCGUGCGAAGCAGAGAGGGCAGUGCUAGAGCUGAAAACGGAUGCAAAUAAAACCGUCCUCACCUUUGUCUUCACUCAGAAUACUACAUCCAGCAAGUACCACCUAAGUGAAGUGUCUCUGACAACAACUGUGCCAGAUCCGAAAGUGGGUAACUUCUCCACUAAGAACAGCAGCCUGGACUUCCUGCAGGGAACUGUGGGAUACUCCUACAUGUGUCGUAUGGAGCAAACUCUGACCGUGUCCCAGAAUUUUUCCAUCAGUACCUUCCAGGUGCAGCUGCAGCCCUUUGGGAUAUCAGGAGAUACGUUUGGAGCAGCUGUGGAAUGCCAGCUGGAUGAAGAUGGCAUGUUGAUCCCCAUCAUAGUCGGAGCGGCUUUGGCGGGGCUCGUCCUCAUCGUCCUCUUGGCCUACCUCAUCGGGAGGAAGAGGAGCCACGCUGGUUACCAAACCAUCUGAGCUCAAGGAGCUGAUAGUAGGUGCCGGAGCGGGCUCUCCCACUCCUGAAUUAAACCACUCAACCUCCCCCCCCUCCAUCCUUUACCUCUCAGUGUGUUUCCUCCUCUUCUUCGCCUUCAUCAGUAACACUAGACAUGUGGUUUCUUGCUGACAACUUUCAUACUAAAGGGAUCUGCUGGGGGAUUGUAAUGAGAUUAUUAAAACUCUUCACUGGUACCCAGUAAAGCAGGGGAUGCAUGUUGAUCAGAGCGUCAUGCUGCUUUCUUCUAUUUAUGAUUUCUGUGAAAGGAAUGCGGAGGGAUUGUAGGACCUGAGCAGACUGUUACUUCACCAUUUCUUGGGUGGCCAUUUUUAUUGGUCCUACCCAGAGUUUAGUUGUUUGAAAAAGGGAAUAAUUCUGCCAGUUGCAUUUCAUUCAGCACCAACAUUUAUAGGUCCCGGGGGUGGUUUUGUUUGUUUUCCUGGCCCUGUUUGGGGUUUUGUUUGUUAAAAGGGAAAGAUGUUGCACUGAAAUAAAAAAAAAUUCAAAGUGGCCAAACAUUCCUGUCGGUGUUGAUCGGUGCCUUGCCAGCUGUGACGUGGGUGGGAUCCAGUUAAAGCUAAUAUCACAGAGGAACUGAUGCAGUGUGCUGCCAUGUAAGGGACAUGUGUCUCACAUAGCCUCCAUGUACUGUUACUACAACUAAAACUUGCAUUGUUUCAAGGUCGAACUUAUUUAUGUAUUGUUUUGUUUUCUUCUCAAUAUUCACACAAUGAUUGAAUAAUAAUGUUUUAUUGGAUUUGUUUUUAAAGCAGAAGUCAAUAAAGGCAAAUAAAGGAA